AUAAAUCCCUUUCUUCAUUCAACUAUUUCUCUCUGUUCCGCUCCCUCAAACCAAAAACACUUCUGCCCGCUCCCAAAGGUAAGAUUCUAAUCAUCCUCACUGCUUAAAUCGCUAUGCCCAUUCUCUCCUCCAACUACCAUUGGAUCCUUUCUCUAAAGAUCCUUUUAAUCUCUACUGGCCUUCUAUCCAUGGCCCUCUUCCUCAAGCUCUCUGUUCCACUGCUCGCCGAUUUCGUAUUCUCUGAAAUCCCUUCCAUCUGGACCUCCUUCCUCUCCUGGUUAACUCCUCCUUAUCUUUAUUUGCUUAUUAAUUGCAUAAUCAUCAGUAUUGUUGCCUCUUCUAAGCUCCAGUCCAAUCUCGAGAAUGAUCCCAUUCCGGAAACACCCGCUCCUCCUCCGGUCACUAAGAUCUCCUCUGACUACGCUGUGUGUGGUAGUAGCGACAUUUUGAAUGGAUACAGUAGUUACAACGCGAAUCAGAACGUGGUGACGAAGGUUUCGGACCUUGAGAUCGAUGAUUCCAACGAGGUGUACGGACGGAUUGAAGAAUCUAGGGUUUCUGAGAUGGAGAAGAAAGGGGAGAAUGAUUCUAUGAUUGCGAUGAAAGGUGGUGAUGAGAGUAGUGUAUUGAGCUCGAUCACCAACACUUUGCCAAGAAAAGAUUCAAUCGGAGUUCUGUUCUCAAACAAGGAGGAGAAACCGCCGGUUUCUUCAAGAUUUGGCCAACGGAAAUUCGUGAAAUCCAGUCCUGAAGGAAAGCCGUUGGGAGUUUCAAAACCGAAGCGGCAGGACACACUGGAGAACACGUGGCGGAAGAUAACGGAAGGAAGGUCCAUGCCGUUAACCAGGCACUUAAGGAAAUCCGACACGUGGGAGUCCCACGGGCGAAAGGCCCCCACUAUGGUGGUGGAGGACCCUGCGACACCGCCGUCGAAGGUGAUGAAGAAGUCUGAGACGUUCAAGGAAGGAAGGGGCGGUGGUUCGCCGGGGGGGUCAGGGAGGAUGAAGAGAGAAGCGUCGCCGAGCCAGGACGAGUUGAACCGACGAGUUGAGGCGUUCAUCAAGAAGUUUAACGACGAGAUGAGGUUGCAAAGACAAGAAUCGCUGAAGCAGUACCAGGAGAUGGUGGGCCGUGGUGGAGCCCAAAGCUUUUGAAUAAGAAUAAGAGCUUUUUGGGCCGACUAAAAAACUGCUUUUUUCUAGGGCCUUUUUUAACGUAGUGUAGUUGUGUGUCUAGUAAACACAAGAAAAGGAUAAAGGAAUAUUCAUAGGGGGGGGGGGGGGGGGGGGGGCUCUUUUUAAUUUGUUUGUGUGGGAAAUUCAACUAUUUCCUUUUUUUUUUAUUACAAAUAGAUAGAUUAGUUGGGGAAUUAAGGAUUUGAGUUUUAGUUUCUUUUUCUUUUUCUUUUUUAAUAGUGUUUUAAAUUUCUGUAGUUGGUACACAUUUGAACUUGGUGUUCCUUUUAGGUGAUGUUUAUAUUAAAAUUCAAUUUGUUUUUUCUUUUCUUUUUUA
Molecule: messenger RNA, 1512 nt
Organism: Cucumis sativus (cucumber)
Lineage: Eukaryota; Viridiplantae; Streptophyta; Magnoliopsida; Cucurbitales; Cucurbitaceae
Exons: 2
Coding region: 114-1154 (346 amino acids)
Source: RefSeq, a predicted model, not a curated record